Molecule: messenger RNA, 2941 nt
Organism: Bolinopsis microptera
Lineage: Eukaryota; Metazoa; Ctenophora; Tentaculata; Lobata; Bolinopsidae
Exons: 11
Coding region: 81-1679 (532 amino acids)
Cellular component (GO): chloroplast envelope
Source: RefSeq, a predicted model, not a curated record
AGAUUUUAAUGAACCAGUAGGAGAAAUCAUCAGUUAAACAAUUUGAGAACUCAACAUUCACGGAGAUUUGAUAAUUCUAGAUGCCCGAUGACCGGCCAGGAAAAGACAGAGUCAACGAUGCUGAUGAUGUAACAAACGAAAGAUGGGGGCGAUAUAGAUCGAUUGACGAAAAUGUGGAGUUGCCGGCUCCUCUGCUCCUCAGUGCUAGACCAAGGGGUUCCUUGGACCCUAGUCCUCCUGGAGCUAACCCCCUUAGUAUCGACCCUCUACCUCCUAUCACCAGAGCGAGCUGCACUUCCAUAGAAGAGGGACCCUCUCAAGAACCGGAUCGAAACAUGUCUUACGAAAGUAGCUUUAACGUAGCAGCCCUACCCGGACAGAGAGAAUGCUCCAAACUGGCAAUGAUUGGGAUGAGAGCACGGAAGUACUUUGCAAAUGCUUGCACGAAGGAAAAGUCACAAAACAUCUUCUUCGAGUACUUUCUACCAGCUUCACAGGUGAUAGCAAUUGGACACCCCUUCUUACACUAUCAACCAGGAGCAUACUUAUCCCAAUUUAGUAUCAUCGGUUACAUCCUCAUUGGAAUCAUCUUCUUAGUUCUAGGUCUAAAAUUGAAGUCGGAUGAGAUUAAGGACGCAAUGAGAAGUGCGCAUGUGUUUGUCGUGGCUAUCAUCUCCAGUCUUUUCAUUACGGGAUCCAUAGUGGCGGCCAUCACUAAGGAGCUACCAUACGAUCCAAUGGGAGCAGAAGAGAAGAUUUCGAUGUUCGGACCCUACGAGUUCAGAAUAGGACUCCUUCUCUACUACUCAGUUCCGUGCACGAUCACUGCUGGCAUCGUCCUUGUCGCUCAAGCUGAAGGAAACCUUCCCAUGGCCGGAGCUAUCGCCACCGUCGCUAAUGUUAUCGGCUGUUACACUACCCCCAUCCUUCUCAAACUCUUCCUUGCUAAUUUGGACGCCAAAUUUGACAUCGCUGGAGUCCUGAUAAAGCUGACCUGCUCGAUUCUCCUACCUGUGAUCGCAGGAAAACUUCUGCAGCUCAUCCCACAUGUGCCUCAAACUGUUAGCCGUUUCAAGAGAUGGAUUUCCGUUGUCACCAGUACCUGUCUCGCUAUCAUGCUGUGGAUGAAGGUUUCCAAAGCAGUACAAGACAAAGCAUUUGACGGUGUGAAAUGGCAAUCUCUUCUCGUGCUGAUCGCCUUCGUACUGGUAAUGUGCUUGAUCAACAUCUGCGUUAACUCUGCUUUCUCCGUCCUGCUGUGUCUGAGAAAUACCUACAUUAAAGUCAUGCUUCUUAUGGUCAGCCAGAAAACUUUGGUUAUGGCGGUAACGCUUGUCCAAGUCUUGCCUGAAACUCUUGGAGAGAUGGGACUUAUCCUGGUGCCAUGCUUCGUUGCCCAUCCCACUCAGAUCUUAGUAUUCAGUUUCAUUGCUCCACAACUGAAGAACCAUCCCUUCGACUUCACCUGUCCACGAUGGAUGCCAACCAGGGUAAUUGCCAUGUGCGAGUGGUUGAACCAAAACAACAAGGGCGUGCAAGACGCAGAGAAGCAAGCUGAAGUGAUAGCAAACGGUGCUGCAAACGGCGCUGUCAUCAAAGAUCAGCCGGAUAACAUGACUGACGUUGUCAUUGUCAAUGGUAAUGGUUUCCAUAACAACAACAACGGACAAAAUUCGUAAAACUCACAAUGCUCACACUGAGUAAGGAAGUAUGGAGACCAGUAACUUAGCUGUCCAGAUUCGUUUAUUUAUUUUCAGAGAGACACGAUUAAGUGCAUGAAUUUAAGAUCUAAACCCGGGUUGGAAUUCAACAUAAAGACUCUUAUAGUCUUAUCAAAGUCUAAGGCUAUCGAAUUGUUAAUACAGAAUAAGAAAAUGUAGUUGAUCAGUCAGGAUGAAACUGGGGCAAUAUAGCACACAUACAAUUCUCUGUCGCGAGUCCAGGUCGACUUUACCAAUGUGGUGGCUAGUAGCCUGUGUCCGUGACUGACAGACGUUUGUGUUUUAUAUUGCCGAAACAUAUCCAAUUCCCAUUGAUGUUGUGAUUUAUUCCGACUUCGGCCAGAUUUGAAUCACAGGAUCACUGGCAAUAGUAUGUGUCAGAAUUUCUGGGACUUGUAUCAACUACGCGUAAUCUUGACGGAUGAUACCCGUCUAAAUUAUUCGAAGUAGCGCACGCCGGUCAGUCCAUCAACAAAGGACAACGUAUAAUGAAGGAAUUAUAAUAGUAAACAACGAGAUUUAAAACACUUGGCCACUUUAUUUGAGUACUUUGGCGUUAACUUUUAAAAUAUUUUUACGAUUUUUACUUUACACAACAAAGAAUUGAUUGCAUUUAUAGCUCGGAGAGCAUUGAAUCUCCUUUUAUAUUAUGUGAUUGAGUGUCAAUGUCAGUUACACCCGACGACACUAUUGAGGCAUGUUAUACAGUUUAAUUUUAUCUGAAGAUAUCGGUUUAUUGCCGCCAACAUUGAUGUUGAACAAUACGGGAAUUUUAGUCAAACUUACGUUUGACAACCCCCUUGUUUUGAGAAAGGCGAUAUUCUCUUGACCUCCAGGUUGUCUUUGGGCCUCCAGGUUGUCCUGGGGCCUGACGCCUUUCCGACAUGUGAUUGGGAGGAUUUGCAUGGAGGUUGAGAGAUAAUCUUGAGAGUUUCAAAACAGGCGCAUGACAUAGAUAUUGAGUCUAUGUUUAAAGAGGCCGGGGGUUCCCAUUUCUAAUGGUAUUUAUUCUGCUUUGUUGUACUCGUUGCACUUCUGCAACCUACUAAACGAUAAAUUGAUCGGUACCAAUUUUACGGUACCUUAUUAAUGAAGUUAUCAUUUUUCAUUUCCCAUAGGCCGCGAAUAGUGUUAAUUUGUUCUGACUACCAGAUUACAAAGAAUAUUCAAUCAGCAUGUUAUUGCGACCUUGUGAUUCGAUUUUAAUUGAUUUAAAUUUA